GGGUGGAGCGUAGCAGAAUAUAUACCCGCGACGACACGUCGGCCAUCUCACGCUCUUCCUCUUCGUCGUCCUCCACCGAGUCUGACAACGUUCAUCAUGAACGUCACCACCGCUCUACCCGUCGACGGCUGGGCAGGCUACGCCGCCGAGGCCCAGAGAUAUCUCCCGCCCCCGACGCGUCUCGCUUUGCUCUGUCUUCUCAAUGUUCCUAUACUCGCGGUCGUUCUCAACGUUCUCAAACAGCUUAUCCUUCCCCGUGACCCUUCGUUACCCCCGGAGGUGUUCCACUGGCUGCCGUACAUUGGCUCAGCACCAGCGUACGGACAAGACCCACUGGCUUUCUUUUUCAAAUGUCGUGAAAAGUACGGAGACGUCUUCACGUUUAUUCUCUUCGGGAGGAAGGUCACGGUCGCGUUGGGCACGCAGGGAAAUAACUUUGUACUCGGCGGAAAGGUGGCCCACUUUUCUGCGGAGGACGCGUACAAGGAUGUCACGGGCCCGGUUUUCGGUGACGACGUCGUCUACAGUGUACCCAACGAAGUUUUCAUGGAACAGAAGAAGUUCGUCAAGUUCGGUCUCACGACGGAGAACUUCAGAGCCUACGUCGGCAUGGUCCAGAAUGAAAUCACCCAAUUCAUGGAGCACGAACCGGCCUUCCAGACAUGGCAGAUGAACGACAUCAAUGAGUGGGGCAAGUUUGACGUGCUCAAGGUGUUGCAGCAAGUCACGAUGUUGGCGGCGGCGAGGACGUUGCAGGGCAAGGAAGUUCGGGACGGCAUGGACAAAUCUUUUGCGGCGCUGUACGAAGACUUGGAUAACGGUUUCACCCCGAUUCACUUCAUGUUCCCUAAACUUCCCCUGCCAAGUUACCGGAAACGUGACAUCGCGCACAAGAAGAUGACAGAAUACUAUCUCAACAUCCUCAAGAACAGGAGGGACGGCAAAAGCGUGAUGGAGGACACGGACAUGCUCGCGGCCCUCUCGAACCAAAAAUACCGUGACGGACGUACACUCCCAGACACUGAAAUCGCUCACAUCAUGCUCGCCCUCCUCCUGGCCGGCCAUCACACGAGCUCUACCACUGGCUCUUGGGCGCUCCUUCAUUUGGCUUCCAGACCCGAUAUUGCUGACGCUAUCCUCGAAGAGCAAACGAAACAGUUCGGCAACCCCGACGGUACACUCCGCCCACCUACCUACGAAGAACUCAAAGGCCUUCCCGUCCUCGACUCCGUCAUCCGCGAGACCCUCCGCAUGCACCCCCCAAUCCACUCCAUCAUGCGCGUCAUCCGCGCCGACGUCCCCGUCCCCCCCACCCUCGCCGCGCCCUCCAAGGACUCCGCCUACGUCGUUCCCAAGGGCCACUAUGUCCUCGCCUCGCCGAUCGUCAGCCAGAUGGACCCGCGACUAUGGAACGAGGCGGAGAAGUGGGAGCCGAGCCGCUGGAACGAUGAGAAUGGACAGGCGCAGCAGGCGUUUAAGUUGUAUGCGGAUGAGAACGGGGAGAAGGUCGAUUAUGGGUUCGGUGCGGUGAGUAAGGGCACGGAAAGUCCUUACCAGCCGUUUGGUGCUGGAAGGCAUCGGUGCAUUGGCGAGCAGUUCGCUUAUUUGCAGCUGGGCACGCUCAUUGUCACCAUCGUUCGCGCAGUCGAGAUGCGCCUGCCAAACGAAGUUCCCAAGCACGACUACCACACCAUGGUCACGAUGCCCUGCAAACCCCGCGAGAUUCACUACCGCAGGAGGAAGUUUGACUGAGCACACCGGUGUGAUGAUGAUGAUGGAUAUUUUUGAAGUACAUUAUUUCUUCUGCUUUAUAACCUUCCUACGACCUACGAUGCAUCAAUACACUUUUCGCCGUUAAUGGAUUUUUUAGAGGACCUCAUUGUGCGCUGUACUGACGCUCUGACGUCAAAACAAAUCAUUUUUUC
Stereum hirsutum FP-91666 SS1 is the source of this 1925-nucleotide messenger RNA. Its product is annotated as cytochrome P450. The coding region runs from base 97 to 1752 and encodes 551 amino acids. The transcript has 8 exons. The record is from RefSeq and is a predicted model, not a curated record. NCBI's taxonomy places the organism in Eukaryota, Fungi, Basidiomycota, Agaricomycetes, Russulales, Stereaceae. Gene Ontology annotation, molecular function: iron ion binding; oxidoreductase activity, acting on paired donors, with incorporation or reduction of molecular oxygen; heme binding.